AUGGCGGCAUUGUUUUCGUGUCAAAAGCAAAGAAACGUCAAAAAUGUUAUUUCUAAAGUUAUGAUGUAUAAAAAGUCAGAAUUCGUAAUUCCAAAAUAUCUUUUGAUUAGUGUUGUAUUUCUACUUUUUCUUAUUUUAUGGUCUAACUUUUUUCGUGGAUUCCAGACAUGGCUGCCACUGAAAAACUUUCAAAAUGUUGUCGAAAGUACGGGAAUCGGGAUUGGUCUGCUUGGAUUACGAAACCCAGCACAAGCCAGUCCAUUUAUUCCAUAUCAUGGAGACACUUCUUUAGCUCGUAGAAUAAGGCAUCAUGUUCCAAUUAAUGCAGAUGUAAAGAAAGAAGCUGUUGCAGCUCUUCACAUAGCUUUAGAAUUAAAAGAACAGAAUAAAAAUGAAAAGGCAUUGAAAGUACUACAGCAUGCAAUCAAAUUAGAUCCGUUCCAUGCAGACAUAUUGAUAGCAUAUGGUGAAUUAGUAGAACAACAUGAAUCAGAUAUUGUGACGGCUGAUAUGAUGUAUAAUAGGGCCUUAAUAGUUAGUCCUAAACAUAAACAAGCCUUGGAAAAUACAGAGAGAACUAAGCCCAUUGUAGAAGAAAUUGACCAAAAGCGAUUUAAUAGAAUUGAUAAAAAAAGAGACCGUUUGUAUAAAGUGCCCUCAAAUCAUCCCGGAUUGAGAAGAAUGAAGCAAGAAGCUUAUUUCUCUCAUAUCUAUCAUACUAAUGCUAUUGAAGGAAAUACAUUAACUCUGUCUCAAACUAGAUCUAUUGUUGAAACUCGGAUCGCCAUUGGUGGGAAAAGUUUAGCUGAACAGAAUGAAGUGCUAGGUCUAGACGCUGCCUUGAGAUUUGUAAAUAGUACAUUAUUAGGUGCCAUAGGACAGUUAACUGUUGAUAAUCUAUUAGAAAUCCAUAGAAGAGUUUUAGGAUUUGUGGAUCCCACAGAAGCAGGACGAUAUAGGAAAACUCAAGUCUUUGUAGGUGAUUUUACUCCUCCACCUCCAGAAGAUUUGGAUAUUUUAAUGGACCAGUUUCUAGAAUGGUUGAAUUCUGAAGAAACGCUAAGUUUACAUCCCAUAGAACUUGCUGCUUUAGCACAUUAUAAGUUAGUUAUAAUUCAUCCUUUCUACGAUGGAAAUGGACGCACUUCAAGGUUGUUAAUGAAUUUAAUUCUCAUGCAGGCUGGUUUUCCUCCAGUUUCUAUAGAAGUUCAGGAUAGACAAAGAUAUUAUGAGUUUAUAGACACUGCUAAUAAUGGUGAUAUACGUCCAUUUAUACGUUUUAUAGCAGAAUGUACUGAAAGAACUGUUGAUCAGUUUUUAAUCUCCACAUUAGAGAGUUCCUCGUUACAAGUUUUGAAUAAAACAAAUCGUGAUAGAGUUAUUGUUUUAAAUAGUGAAGAAGAUGAUUUAUGA
This is a messenger RNA of Lottia gigantea (owl limpet), 1413 nucleotides long. RefSeq lists its product as hypothetical. NCBI's taxonomy places the organism in Eukaryota, Metazoa, Mollusca, Gastropoda, Lottiidae. The record is from RefSeq and is a predicted model, not a curated record. Gene Ontology annotation, molecular function: protein binding. The transcript has 2 exons. The coding region runs from base 1 to 1413 and encodes 470 amino acids.